AUGUCUUCACAUUUAUGUAAAAGGUGUAAAAAAUACUGUUACAAUGCUCACAUUAAAUUUUGUACAAAAUGUGAUGUUUCUAAUUGGACUAGUGGCAUACCACUAUUAGACAACUUAUUACGAAAAGAACAGUUAUCAACAGAAAGUCCAAUUAAUUUAACCUUAUGGACUCCAUAUGAAAAUUUUGUAUCGAUAGAGCGUAUAAAGUCUAGUCACUUUUCUUAUGUAUCCAAAGCGAGAUGGAGAGAAGGGCCUAUAAAAAUGUGGGAUCGAGAAAAGCGCAGAUUUGAACGAAAGCCGAAUCAGAUGGUUGUAUUGAAACAGAUAAAAAACAGGAACAAUGAUGAUUUGACAAUAGAAGAAAUUAAGGCGCAUUUGCUAUGCAAAAAUUCUAUGGUUAUCUUCCUUUACGCCAUUUCGCAAGAACCCCAAAGUAAAGAGAUCGUUCUUGUUUUACAAUAUGCAGAAUUGGGAGAUUUGAAGACAUUCCUUAAACCAUCGAAGAAAGAUCCAAGAAAUCUUACCCAUGAAGAAAAAAAGUUCAAGAUAGAGAGAUUAUUGGAUGUAGCUUCGGCACUUUUCGAUAUUCAUGAGAAUAACUUAAUUCACGGAGAUCUUCAUAGCGGAAAUAUUGUAUUCACAAAAAAAAAUGCCCAUAUUUGUGAUUUAGGUCAAAUUAGAUCUUCUAAUGAUGCAGAAAUUAAAGACAUCUAUGGUGUUUUACGUUAUGUAGCACCCGAAGUACUUCAAAGCAGAAUAUAUUCACAAAAGGCUGACGUUUAUGCAUUUGGAAUGAUAAUGUGGGAAAUGUUUACGUGUGAAACUCCAUUCAAAGGGAUUCGUUCUGAACGUGUACCGUUUGAUAUAUGUGACAAUAAACGACCAGUAGUUCCACUUGGGAUUCCAAAAAAAAUUGAAGGUUUAAUUAAGAGAUGUUGGGAUCCAGAUCCAGAGAAACGACCUAAUUCAUUUGAACUUAGGGAGAUUCUUUCUGAAUUAGCGGAUGAUUCUACUGAAGAAGAUGAAGAAACAAAAAACUGGCUUCAAAAAUUUGAUGACGAAGAAGUGAUUCCAGAAAGUUCACAAGAGACAAAAAGUCACUCAUUCAAUUCCGAAGAAGUCACUUCAGAUAGUCAACGAUCUUCUUAUGGCAUUAGCGAUAUGGAAAGGGACGAUGCAAUUGACAUUUCUCGAAUUAGUAUGUGCACGGAAUCGUAA
Molecule: messenger RNA, 1218 nt
Organism: Ambispora leptoticha
Lineage: Eukaryota; Fungi; Glomeromycota; Glomeromycetes; Archaeosporales; Ambisporaceae
Source: the annotation of a GenBank genome assembly